This is a messenger RNA of Drosophila nasuta, 1380 nucleotides long. It is a transcript of the gene wbl, whose product is annotated as endoplasmic reticulum protein 29-like protein wbl. Gene Ontology annotation, cellular component: endoplasmic reticulum; endoplasmic reticulum lumen. The record is from RefSeq and is a predicted model, not a curated record. Lineage: Eukaryota; Metazoa; Arthropoda; Insecta; Diptera; Drosophilidae. The transcript has a single exon. The coding region runs from base 503 to 1282 and encodes 259 amino acids. Gene Ontology annotation, biological process: protein secretion.
AAAACAUUAUAAAAUUGUGUUUUUCAAAUCGAGUCGUCGCAUCGAAACAUACAAACGUAACUGCUACAACAGUUGUUUGCUGCGGCAUUCUGACAUUACAUAAGUCUGGAUCGGUUCGCCAGGGGGAAGAGGUGGAGGACGCAUGGUUUAGGCCAGAAGAGCGAACAAAGCACAAAACGAAAGACUCAACAAAUAGCCAACGGCUUCUACUGACGUGUUCAAAAGUCGUUCAACUCGAUCGAGAACUCCACACGCGCUCUCUUCAUACGCUCUUCAAAGCGGUCUCUCUCACUCAUUCUCUCGCUGACGAAGCAAUCGAGGGAGCAGGUGAGGCAGCUGAGAGCGAACGUCAGCCGCGUGGCUAUAGCAACCAAACAGUUCUCGUCGAGCUCUCGCGGCUUUUGCUCUCAGUGUGACAUCUAAAGCCGCCAGGAAAGGGUCAAGUUCUUGCAUUCCAAGAGUUGUGCAAAAAUCCCAAAAUAUAAUAAAAAGAAACAUAAAAAUGAUGAAGCUGUUGUUGACAAUGCUGUUGGCAGCAUUCCAGGCCAGGCUUGGCUGGGCCAUCUCCUGCGGCGGCUGCGUCGACUUGGAUGAGAUCAACUUUGACAAGACAAUUGUGCGCUUUCCCUACGCGUUGGUCAAGUUCGACAUUGCAUUUCCCUAUGGCGAUAAGCAUGAGGCAUUCGGUGAGCUCUCCAAGGCAGCUCACAAGGUAACCGAUGAACUCCUGGUGGCCACCGUUGGCAUCAAAGACUACGGCGAGCUGGAGAACAAGGGAUUGGGCGAACGCUUCAAGGUGGACGAGAAACAAUUCCCGGGCAUAUUUCUGUUCAAGGGCAACCUAAAUGACUAUCUGCAAUUCCCAGCCCAUCUGGAUGUCACUCUCGACAAUCUGAAGAGUUUUGUGAGCAGCAAUACGCCCCUCUACAUUGGUCGCGAUGGCUGCCUAAAGCAGUUCAACGAUGCCCUCAAAAACUAUGCCAACAAGGAUAGCAAAGAACAGCUGGAGCUGAUUGAGAAGAUGCUUGCAGAGCAGCAGAAGCUGAAAAAACCACAGGAGCAGACGAAUGCCAAGGUGUAUAUCGUUUACAUGAGGAAAAUCAAUGAACAUGGCUAUGUCUUUGUCGAGGAGGAGACCAAGCGUCUGCUGCGUCUCAAGGCCGGCAAGGUUACGACUGCCAAGAAGGAGGAACUGCAGCUGAAGCUCAACAUUCUGGAGGCAUUCCGCGUCUCGAAGUUGACCAAAGGGGACGCUGAGAAGAAGGAGAAGGCAGAGCUUUAAGUGUAUGCUGUAAUUUCUAUAGAAAAAUCAACCAAAAUCCAUAAUUAUAAUUCUAAAAUAGGCAAAAAGCAAUUGUACAUUAAACCUAACUGUUACCC